AUGAUUUCCACCCUCGAGCGAUUCUACGAUCCUGUCACUGGACACAUGAACAUGAAUGUUAAUGGUGUCUAUAUCGACAGCAUGAACCCGUGGCUUUUCCGCGAAUACGUUGCACUCGUGCAACAAGGGCCUGUCCUCUAUCCAGGAGCCAUUCGACACAACAUCUCAAUGGGUGUUAACAUCUGCACUGAGACUUCUCUCAGUGACCAGAACGAUAUUCAGCACGCGGCCAACCCCGAAGGUCACCGGUACCGCGCCCGGGAAGUCUUGCGCAGUAUGGCCCCGCACGCUGUUGGAUCGUACCUUGGCGACGCGGACUCCCAGGAGAGGCUAACCAAGUUUUGGGCCGAUCCCAACGCGGGCAGGCUCAUGGAGGUUCGCCGCAAAUGGGACCCGGAUGGGGUGGUUGCCGGCUAUUUGGACGCUGGCGAUGGCAGUGGCACGAGUGGUCUUUCAAACAAGCAUGACUGGGAAAACUUUCUCAACUACAUCCGAGCGUUCAACGCCAAAGACUACGCCAAACAACAUGCUUUCUACUCGGAACACAUCGAGCUCAAAGUCCCCGACAAUCGAGUUCCCGCCCUCGUCGGCAAGUCGGCCAUCAUGGAGCAUUAUCGGCCCCUGCACGCCGCCGCCGACGAAACCGUGGUUCCCCUGGUCGUCAUGUGCGACCGCGGCAGGAUCUUCUUGUUCAUGGAAACCUACUUCAAAUACAAGACGGCUACCGCGGCUGGGAUUGGGGAGUUUGACCUGCUGCCCGACGAUGUGGUCAAGGUCGAGUGCUUUGCGUUGUACGACCUGGACGAUGGGAACAAAAUGAAUUGCAUCACCUGCCACCUCAUCAACGUCCAGAAGCUGGGACGGGUGGACUUGAUGGAGCAGAUUAGGGAUAGCGAGACUCGUGCAGAUGCAGAUCUCAGACUCUACAACUAUCCAUAG
Molecule: messenger RNA, 939 nt
Organism: Colletotrichum karsti
Lineage: Eukaryota; Fungi; Ascomycota; Sordariomycetes; Glomerellales; Glomerellaceae
Exons: 3
Coding region: 1-939 (312 amino acids)
Source: RefSeq, a predicted model, not a curated record